Messenger RNA from Penicillium roqueforti, 618 nucleotides. RefSeq names its product histone H1/H5 family protein. The record is from RefSeq and is a predicted model, not a curated record. Gene Ontology annotation, cellular component: nucleus; nucleosome. Gene Ontology annotation, biological process: nucleosome assembly; chromosome condensation; negative regulation of DNA recombination. Gene Ontology annotation, molecular function: structural constituent of chromatin; nucleosomal DNA binding; double-stranded DNA binding. The transcript is spliced from 7 exons. The coding region runs from base 1 to 618 and encodes 205 amino acids. Lineage: Eukaryota; Fungi; Ascomycota; Eurotiomycetes; Eurotiales; Aspergillaceae.
AUGCCUCCCAAGAAGGUUACCAGCGCGUCCAAGAAGGUGGCGCCUGCUCUGCACACUUCCUACCGCGAUAUGAUCAAGGAUGCCAUUAUUAACUUGAAAGAACGAAAUGGUAGCAGUCGUCAGGCUAUUAAGAAGUACGUUCAGUCGAACAACAAGAUCAACGUCACUUCUCAGAGUGUCUUUGACUCUCAGUUCAACAAGGCUAUCAAGGCUGGUGUUGAGAAGGAUGAGUUCACUCAGCCCAAGGGCCCAUCUGGCCCCCUGAAGCUUGCGAAGAAGGAUGUUCCUGUCAAGGCCGCUCCUAAGCCUGUGGCGAAGCCUGUCACCAAGGCCCCUGCUAAGCCCAUUGUCAAGGCCGCGGCUCCCAAGGUUGCCCCCAAGAAGGCUACUGUCGCAAAGACUGCCGCUCCCAAGAAGGCAGCGGUCAAGAAGACCACCGCCACCAAGCCCAAGGCUAACUCUGGCAAGGCCCGCAAGGCUACCGAUAACGCUCCUGCUAUUGUUGAGCAGCCCAAGAUUCUUGGAAAGACCAAGUCUGGACGUAUCACCAAGACUACUGCCCCUCAGCCAACAACGACAACCCGGGCAGCUCCCAAGAAGCGGACCACCAAGAAGUAG